Molecule: messenger RNA, 4498 nt
Organism: Lytechinus pictus (painted urchin)
Lineage: Eukaryota; Metazoa; Echinodermata; Echinoidea; Temnopleuroida; Toxopneustidae
Product: DDB1- and CUL4-associated factor 17-like
Exons: 14
Coding region: 152-1783 (543 amino acids)
Biological process (GO): protein ubiquitination
Cellular component (GO): Cul4-RING E3 ubiquitin ligase complex
Source: RefSeq, a predicted model, not a curated record
AUUCUCUUUGCUUUCUCAGCACCAUCCACCCGAUAGUGGCGCCGGCGGAGCGCGGGAACUUUGAAAAUAUUUCAUUUUUUAUUUGUUACUUCAUAGCGUGUGUACGGUACACGUGCUAGCUUUUGUUUUGGUGUAUGACUUUAAUAAAAAGAUGAAACCUCGAAAUAAUGCUGUUUUGCAGGUCAGAUCAAAGGAAAGACGAAUGCAAAACCUAAUGAGGACGAAUUAUCGCAUUGUCAGGAAUUUCAUUUGUCAGGAUGAUGUCAAUUUCAAGCAAGUGAGGCAAAUGCAGUCAUCAAGCUUAGUAUCUUAUGAAAGCAAUCGUCUCUAUGCCGACAACUACAGAAGAUGCUAUUCUUGGUGUGGUCACAAUGGAAAACCAUCGCGUCUUUACAAGCUUCCCAAGGUCCCAGCCAAAGAGAAGGUUGAAGAUGCCCUUGUGUGUGAAUUCCAUCCGGAGGAUGCAAAUGACGACACCAGGCCACACCUUAUCACUCUGACGAAAGAUAAGUGGAUUAUAAGACGUGAUCUCAACACAGGGCGUGUGCUCCAAUCAGUCUACCUCCACCCUCGGCUCAACUUCAGCUAUCUCAGUUGGAAUGAGGAGGGAUUUUCAUUUAUUGUCAAGACAACCAAAUCACAAACUAAUCAAUUCAUGAGAGCGGCUGAUGUCCAAUCUAACAUUCUUCUUACAAUGGCCGUAUUCACUAUCUAUCCAUUAGAGUUGAAGGCAUGCAUGGAAAUCGAUUGUAGGGUGUUUGGUACUGAUACUACUGGUGCCCAUUUAGACGGAGGCAACAUCCUCUUCACUUCUCACCAACGAGGGCUUGUUCGGUUCUACAGCUUUGAGAGAAUACUAGAUGAGCACCCUAGUGAACUUCGUCUAGGAGAUGACUUUCCAAGUGGUGAUGCAGAAGGAUGCAAGAUUGGGGCAUUUCCUCAUGGAAUACCUAUCACACUCAAACUCAAAGAGAAACCAGCAGUGCUGUUUGAGGUGCGAUGUUUUGAGCAUGAUAUCAAUUUUGGGGGAUUCCCCUGGCAUUUCAUGAUGUCACCGCCAACGCAAAGGGGAGAUCCCAGCGAGAUCAAGGUUUACAGUCUCGAAAACAAGGAACUGGCAAUCAAUGGUACGUUAGAACGCAACAUUGUAGCUGCGGACAAUGGCGUGCCCACAUCUUUUUUCUAUUUGGAUGGUUCAGAUCGCAUCAUCAACACUAAGAUGCGUUCCCUUAGUGUACUGAAAUUCAAGCAACAUGAAGAUGGGCGAUGUGAGCUGGUGGAGGACCAUGUGAUAAAUCCCUGGCCUUACCGCGACGAUCGCAAGCUUGAGAGAAAAAUGAAAGAAAUGGGAACAUCGUUGUCAAGCAGUGGUAGACUUAUUAGGCAUCGGCAGUAUGGCGCCUAUUAUGAUGAGGAGGCCUCAAUGUAUGAAGCAUACAGCGAGGAGAUGAUUAAUAACUUUGGCUGUGAAAUUGAAAUGGACAUCUUAGCUAUUUCUAUGGCGACUCGAGACUGUGAUACGGAUAGUCUCAUCGGCCACGUGACCCUCCAUGACUCUCCAACGGGACGCCUCCUGAAGACAUUCAGGAUGCCUGGAGAAUGGGAUGAGAAUGUGGAGCACCAUUUUUCGCUGGACCUUGACACUUUGGUCCACAGCUACAAGGAGAGAUCAGGGAAGUGGAUGUGCCAGGUCUUCAGAGCUCAAAGAAAACGCAAGGAAUCAUCAAAGAGGAGAACCGGUAAACAACCCCACAGGUCCAGAAAAAGGUGGCAUCUACUGUGAGUGCUUAUUGAAUCGUCUUGUCGUCGGAUUUGAUAACUUUCCUGAUUUUGAUAGGCUGAGAAGCAUAGAUGUAUGACUGUUGGCAUCCACAGUGAGUGCUCAUCGAGCUGUCUGUCGUAGCAGAAUCGUAGGCCAGUGGUCUAUGCGCUAGACAAGUGAAGAUCAGGGUUCAAGCCCCGUCACGGCACUGGUAAAGGUAAAACACCACACAGGUGCAGUAGAAGGUAACAGCUACUAUUGAGUGGUUAUUAUAAGCUGUUUUGUUGCAGUGGAAUUGUAGUCUAGUGGUCUAUGCGCUAAAUACGUGAAGAUCAGGGUUCAAGCCCCAUCACAAAACUGGCAGAGGUAAACAACUGCAAUGCAAAGGUUUAGGAAAAAGUUGCUUCUACUGUGAGAGCCAAUUGAGCUUUUUGUUGAAGCUGGUUUUGUUGCAGUUGAAUCAUAGUCUUAUGGUUUAUGCGCUAGACACAUGAAGAUCAGGGUUCAAGCCCCAUGACAGCACUGGCAGAGGUAAACAGCCACGCAGGUCCAGGAAUAGGUAGCACAAUAUAGAGCACAGCGAUUUGAUUAUGGGGCUGAAUUUCACGAUUGAACAUACACAAUUAUGCAAUUAACCAUAGAAAUCAGCUCUGUUACGGGUCCCAGUAAAUGUAAUAAUGAUAGAAAUGAUUAUAACAUAAAAAUGCUUUAUUACAUCCAUACAAACCAUUAUGAUAUCAUAUAUGACUCUUGACACCAUAAUGAAAUAAGCGUGUCACCAGCUUGGUGCCAUUUUCUCCAAUUCUGAAAAAAAAAAGUGUAUCGUGUAUGAUUAAUGAGUAAAAUCAUUCUUGUCAGCGUAUCUGAACACUGUUAAUAAUGUUGCUGUGCAAUGCCAUAUCUGAACAGUGGUUAUUAGUCAAAAUUUUCUCUUUUUAAAGAGAUUUAACUUUUCCUCCCAUACAGUAGUUUGUAUUUUCUUGUUUUCCCUAAAGUUUUUUUUUUCUUCAAGAUACAGUAUUAAAGUGGAGUUAUGUAGUGGUUAUGCUAGUCAAACAUUGCCCAAAUUUCUACUUCUCUAUGGUGGCCAUUACUGCAAAUGAUCCGAUUUGUAAAUUAUGAAAAUGUUUGUAUGUUGCUAAUCGAUCACCAAAAUUUCUAUUUCUGUUUAACCUUUGCUUUACAAUGAACCCCUCCCCCCCCCCCUCCCACCAAAUGUUCAAAAUAUCAACUGGAUUGGUGAAAUAUAGAAAUACAUUAACAUUUAUGACAUUUUAAGAAUUCCCACCUCUAUUAUAGCAAUUGUUUCAUUGAUAAAACUGAAAAUGGUCAAAUAAGUAAAGUAUCUUGAAAAUAUGAAUAUGAUGUUUAGAUAUCGCCGAAACAUCCACUUCUCUUGAAUUUUGAGAUUUAUUCAUUUCCAUUCAUAAAAUACAAUCAAAGUAACAUUUCAGAGUCAAAAUAUCACAGAGAGUUCAAUUUUAAUCAUCACAAUACAUAAAUUCGAUUUUAUUUCCAACAGAACAUAAUUUAUAACAAAUUAUUUUCGUACAUGUCUAUACGCCUAGAUGAAUAUUUUUUUAGGUUAAGUAAUUAUCUUUAGAAUAUUCAAAUUCAAUUCUUUAUCCCUUUGUAAAAAAUAUGUCUAUAUUAAAAAAAAUACAUGAAAUGGGAUGUCUAAACAUAUAUAUUUCAACUAAAUAUGUGUAAGCAAUUCAUAUUUUUAUAGUAGCCUACACUAAAACUGUCGUGGUAGUGAUUUUCUCAGUGGGCUCAAUCAGGUUUGGCUGGGGGGUAAGGAGCAUUUCAGGGUGUUUGGUGAUAUUUCCCGCUCAAUAUUCUGAACAAAUUUAAGCUCAAUCUAAAAACAUAUCCACAUCGUGAAUUAAUCAAGUAGGUCCCUAGUUAAUGAUGCAAAUUACGUUUCACAAUAGCAAUACUUUUUAGUCGGAAGAUGUAUCCUACCUGUUGUAAGCACGUUCUGCAGGUGUUUGAGGAUUACGAAAUGGGGUCAUUAACCAUGAUCUUUGCGGGUAACCAGAGUCACCAAGAGUGACACCUUCCAAUUCACCACGCUGGAAUGAUUGUCCUACUGCUGAAUUCUCGAAGACUCUGCUGUCAUGCACAGAUCCUGGCCACCGUGCACUUACAUUGAUGAUGUUGUACUUGGCAUCACUUAUGUACUGAACAUUGAUGCUGUGCCAUCCUUUCCUGUUGAUGAAGGCGUAUUCAGUGUCCCCCAAAGGGCUGCCAUCAAGCCAAAUAUGAGUACAGUCCACUGCCCCGACGACCAUGGGGAAUCCACUCAUCUCCAUGAACUCCCUCUGCUUUUCAACCACUCACUGGCCGCCAUGUUAUCACUUCAUCUUUCAAGUUUGCCAGAGCUUCGGAAACUCUAGCAACUAUUCUGCACACGCUAGCUGAAGAAACACCAUGCUCCUUCUGGACACUGGAGUAAAAGUCGGAUGUUGCAUAAAAGUUUAGAGCAACAAACACCUGCAGCCUUGAGUCUAUGGAAUGACUCCUCUCUGUCAAAGGGGCUAUGCGGUCCUGAAUUAGGUCGAUGAUCCUCAUCACCCCUUGCCAAGUGAAACGGUAGUACUUAUGCAUCUUCUUAUCGUUUAAUACAUCCAAGGGAUUGGUCCUAUCCCAGAAGACACGCUCUCGAUUGAGCGCUCGAGCGUUAUUAACGUACAGAAGAAGAGCCAUGAUGAGAUAAACUUAUGAAAACUAUUC